AUGUUAACAUUGUGUUAUGGCUUUAGUUGCAAGGCCCCGCUCUUGAAGAAGCCGAAGCCAUCAUGUCGACGUGUCAGAAAGCUGAAGCGGUUGCAUCGGGGGCCUGAGUUCCAAGAACUGGCGAAGGUUGCUCAGCAGGCUACGGAGGAUCUAACGGUUGCCCAAGCUAAUCUGGAGGCAAGUAAACUUUUCUUACACGAGAUUGUCUGUUUGUAG
Dibothriocephalus latus is the source of this 216-nucleotide messenger RNA. The record is from the annotation of a GenBank genome assembly. NCBI's taxonomy places the organism in Eukaryota, Metazoa, Platyhelminthes, Cestoda, Diphyllobothriidea, Diphyllobothriidae.